Papaver somniferum (opium poppy) is the source of this 582-nucleotide messenger RNA. RefSeq lists its product as uncharacterized. The coding region runs from base 1 to 582 and encodes 193 amino acids. The transcript has 2 exons. NCBI's taxonomy places the organism in Eukaryota, Viridiplantae, Streptophyta, Magnoliopsida, Ranunculales, Papaveraceae. The record is from RefSeq and is a predicted model, not a curated record.
AUGGCGACACCAAUUGAUGAGAGUCCUCUUAUUCCGGAGCUUGAGCUUGCUCCUCCUACAAUUUCAGACAGCAGAAAAAGGUUCUCAUAUUACCCUCAAAUUUCUCCGCCAAGUAUCAACAUCGAGAAAUUUUACGUUCCCGGACUCAACACAGCCUCAAAUGAUACUGAAAUCAUCAAAGCCGCAACGAUAUCUUUCGAGCUUUGUUUCUCGUACUUCACAGGCGCCGGCAAGCGCUUCGAGCGGAGGAUUUACUACGAUGACAUUCAAAUGGCUUUCUAUUAUUACGGCACUAACUCGAAUGUACUGAUCGGAAACAUAUCUAUACCUGCGUUUCGUCAAAACCCGUACUCUUCUUUUCGACUUUACCGUUCCCUGAGAAUUGAGACUUUUGGGGUACCUUGGGAUGAAGUUAGAAGAGAGGUUUCAAACGGGGGCACGGCCAGGUUUCAUGUCGGUUUAGAUACAAAAUUUGAGUACUCUACUGGAUGGUGGAAGCCAGAUUUGAAUUUAGGAGCUAACGUUACCGUCAAUGAUCAUGGGAUGAAGACUGCCAAAUACUUGCCACUUAAGGCUAUCUAG